This is a messenger RNA of Helianthus annuus (common sunflower), 1488 nucleotides long. RefSeq lists its product as uncharacterized. NCBI's taxonomy places the organism in Eukaryota, Viridiplantae, Streptophyta, Magnoliopsida, Asterales, Asteraceae. The record is from RefSeq and is a predicted model, not a curated record. The transcript is spliced from 5 exons. The coding region runs from base 1 to 1488 and encodes 495 amino acids.
AUGUUAGAUCAGCUUGAAGAAAACCCAGACAUCCCUGUGAGGGCAGUUCAAGAACAGUUUCAAAGAAAGUAUUCAGUGGGGAUUUCUAGGAUGAAAGCUUAUAGAGCUAAGGUAAUAGCCAAGAAAAAUGUUGAAGGAGAUCAUGCAAGUCAAUAUUCUUUACUGAGGGACUAUACCAAUGAAUUAAUAAGCAAAAACCCAGGUACCACUGUGAAGUUAGAGCUUGAGUUGGGUAAAAAUCCUGAGGACCAAGAAAGACAGUUUAGAAGAAUCUAUAUAUGUUUGGUAGCUUUAAAAAAGGGUUUUAAGGCACUUGGCAGGGAUUUAUUGGGGCUAGAUGGGGCUUUUAUGAAAGGGCCAUUCCCAGGCCAGAUGCUUACUGCAGUCGGUGUGGACAGCAACAAUGGAAUAUAUCCAGUUGCUUAUGCAAUAGUCGAAUCUGAAAAUCUCAGCUCCUGGACAUGGUUUUUGGAGCUCUUGGCAAGUGAUCUUGAUUUGGGAAUUAACUCAAACUUCACAUUCAUAAGUGAUAGACAAAAGGGAAUACUGCAAGCAGUGACAAGGUUGUUUCCCUGUGCUGAGCACAGAUAUUGCCUUAGACACAUCUAUGAGAAUAUGAGGGGAACCUUUAAAGGAGAUCUGUACAAAAACAUGCUCUGGAAGUGUGCUACUGCUACUACUGUUCCUGAAUUUCAAACGGCCAUGGAUGAGUUGAAGGCCUUUAACAAGAAAGCACACUUGUGGUUGUCUAAGAUCCCACCUUUACAUUGGACAAGAUCACACUUUUCUGGUAGGGCAGUAUCUGAUGUUUUGUUAAACAAUAUGUGUGAGCGUUAUAAUGGCAACGUGAUUGAAGGCAGGGACAAGCCCAUAAUAUCUACACUUGAGUACAUCAGGGAAUAUCUUAUAAGAAGGAUUGUGACGGUUUUGAAAGUAAUAGAAAAGUGUGAUGGAUUGCUAACACCAAGAGCCACAGAAAUGUUAGAGGAGAUCAAGAAAGAUGCAAGUCACUAUCAUGUUCAGUGGAAUGGAGGGGAGUACUAUGAGGUUAGUGGGAAACCCAUUCAUGCUCGGUUACCUUGCAGACAUGCUGUGGCUGCACUUUGGUGUAUGGCUGCAAAUGGAGGAAGGGUUGGGGCUAUAGAGAGUUGGGCUCAUCCGGUGCACACAAUGGAAAGAUGGAGGCUGGUGUAUUCUCACAAGAUAAACCCAUUGAAUGGCAGGGCUUUGUGGACAAAAAUUGAACUUCCGACAAUUAUCACACCACCUAAGCAUCAUAAUCAGGUGGGAAGACCAAAGAAGUUAAGGAAGAGCAAGUGUAAGCAGAUAGGCCACAACUCCAGGACCUGCAAGGGGAAAAGUACGACGGCUAGAACAAGUGUCAAGGCUGGAAGUGGAACAAGUUCGAAGGCUGGCAAGGGUGUGAAGGCUGGCAAGGGUGUGAAGGCUGCCAAGGGUGUGAAGGCUGCAAAGGAUGGAAAGGCUUGA